AUGCUGGAACGGAAGAUUCUGGGUCGCCGCACCCAAUGCUCAGUUGGACUGAGAGUCUCGAGCAUGGUCAACCUCAACGCCAGCAGAGGGCCAAUCCCAUGUCGAAAUAUGAUGGGUUUGCAGAAGAAUGGCGCUUGUCAUGAGGUGGCUCAGGGCUUGUUCAAGCGACGCUGGGUGCACGCAGGCAUCCGUGCAGUCGCUGAAGAAUCCGCGCUAUCCAGUGCUCGAUUCAUCAAGGCUUUGGCAAACCUUGAUGCUAAUCUACCUGGGCCUGUCGCUGAGCGCCAGGAGCUCUUGCUGACACCAAAGGCUAAGGUUGAGAAACCACAGCGCUCAAGAAGCCCACGCAGAGACGAACGCCCUCCUAUUCAACGUUCUGCAACUACAUUCAGAACAUCUUCGCCCAGAGAGGACAAGGAAGGAGAUAGGCAUCGAGGUCGUGAAAGAGAGCCUGAACACCGCGAACCUUCAGAAGGCAGUUACAGCGAGGAGAGCGGCGAGGAGGAAGAGCCCAGGGAAGAAGAGCCUGUGGUCAAGAGGGAGGAAGAGGCUCGUACAGAGCGAAGACGUUCAGAGAAACCGCCUGAGCCACCGUAUCCACCGAGGGCACGGGUUCGAGCGACGAGCCUGAGGGAAGACCGCUGGCCUUGUGGCCUUGCGGUAACAAUGCCGCCAGGCGUUGGAUCCCCAGAAGAAGUAGAGGAGUCUCCCCCUGGGAGAGAAGGAGAGAUGUUUGGUGCACCAGCCUCUCCAGAGGAAAUCAUGGCGAGUCUUCGAGAAAGACCCGCGCCUACGGCACCGGUGGAGUACAACGUGGAGGAGGCCGCUUUUUGGCAGAGCCGUCACGUGCCCCCUGGUUCCGUGAUAGAGUUUUCGAGCCCAACUUCUGGUGCGGCCGUCCCGCCGGUGGUCGCUGUGUUGGUGUUCGAGUCAAACUCGCUGGAAACAGGAAUGUGGCUGAAGGUCAAGGUUAUGGGUUCGAGCGAUCGCGACGAAAAGAAGGAGGCCGAGAGGUAUUUCAAGAAUUUUCGCCGGGAGAUACAUAUUUGCAACCUUGCUUCGGGAGUUUGCCCAGACAUCGACACCGAUGCGAUGCACCUGAAACAAUUCAAAUGGUACCCACCAGGGGACUACGAUGCGGCCUGGCUUACACAUCAAGCCAAGAAGGCUAUCGCCGAGGGAAAGAGGAUGGAGUUGGAGGCCGCCGCAAAGGAAGGACGCCGCCGUCUUUCACCACCGCGCGACGGUCUCGGUCAUGGGGUGUCGCUGGUGGAGAAGCGGUUGGGAGCCUUAAGAAGCCCGCGGCCGGGGAGAGUUACCUUCGCCGCCGAUGCGGCGCCUCCCAAUACAAGGCGACCGGGCGGUGCCCUGCCGAGCCCCCGGGAUGGACGUGGUGGCCUUGCCCCUGUCUCAAGCUCACCGGCGCUGGCAGUUCAAAGUCAGGUCAAGGAAGAGGCGGAGGUGAUCAGCGAUGGGUCAGACAAAGACAGCAGCAAGAGGAGGAGGAAGAAAAGGAAGUCCAAAGACAUGGCAGCGGUUCUGCUGAAAGCAGCAUCAUCAAGGACCUCGACAACAGCCAACAAAGAAAAGAAAAGGAGGAGCAAAUCGAGGUCGAGAUCCAAGAAGAGAAAAAAGAAGCGGCAUCAGAGGUCUUCGAAUUCGGGCAGCAGGAGCCGUUCGAGCAGCAGGUCUUCGACGAGCGACGAGAGCCUCAUGGCCCCUUUGAAAAGGAAGUCAUUGAAGGAGCCGGGGUCGGUUUUCAGGAUGCUGGAGGACAGCGCCGUAGAGCGGCUGUCGGCCGAUGGCAUAAUGGACGAGGAUCACCUGACAGCGGGACAGCCAGGCCAAAGGCCGAAACUGCUGACUUAUUUUCAGCUGGUCCUGAAGCCCAACCUGGAUGCCCGCGGGAGAGAUUGCCGGGAGCUGGCAGUUCUGGCUCGAGCUCUCGAUUUGCUCCGCGACGGGCGUCUGGGGGAACUGGCAGACGUCCUGGCAGGUCGCAUGAUGGCCAUCGACGCAUCGACAAAACAGGGGUGGCAGACAGCACGACACCUGGAGGUGCACAACGACGAGCAGGACAAUGUCGCGCCACCUCACGUCCUGCUCUCCGCGCAAAAGCAUGCGCGUUUGGUCGAAAAGGCCGGAGGAAAAGGAUCAUGGCCAAGGACACAGACCUGGGGCUCCUACGAUUGGAGCUACGAUCAACGGCCCAAAGGUUUGGCAACACCUGCAUCAACCAUCCUGACCUCCGCCUUUGUACCCGUUGAGGAUCAGGUGGAGAACCUGCUCCCCGGUGCGCUGGGCCGUCCCGCGCAGGGGGGUGAUGGCAAUAUAUUGACUUCAUCGACAGGAGUGGUGACCCCUGCUUCAACCUCAUUGGCCCCCGCUUUUGUGCCUUUUGAGGGCCAGUCUUUUUUGAAUUCGGAGUCUACAGCUGGCGGUGAAGCCUGUUUUUCUGCUGUGGACGACGCAGGCCUUGGACGUGCGCCCCGUUCUUACAUGGAACUUUUGGGGGCGCUGACCACGAGCCGCUGCUUGGCUGAAUUGGGCAUGAAACUGGCAUGGGGGUAUAGCCAAAAUUUGGUCACGCUGGGAAAUUCCCGUGCUCGACCCACACGGGCCACCGUUCGCGAGAAGGGUGGCCUGUUCCCCCUGCCAGUUAUGAUCCCAAGUGGUCUGGACUGGGACGCUGCUGGUUUAAAGUGCAGCGAGCGCUCCGGGCUAUCAGUUCAGUGCUGGACAGCGGUUGCAUGCGAAGCUAUCAAUGCUUUGUACGGCCUCCCCAAUGUGGGAAAGACUAGAGGUCGCACACGAUUUCUCAUGGAACACCCUGAAGAAAGUUUGUUGCCUGAAUGCGACAGAGGAACCGCCCCUGUAACUGCAAAGGUUCAUGUUGAAAAAGGAGGUGAAGGGCUCCCCCCCGAGUUAGAGCUGAAGAAAGGGGGAAAGAUUCCCCCGUGGUUUGCCCAGGUAGCGAGUGCUGACAGUCCCCAACGUGCUUGGUGGCAAGUGUACUUGGACAAUUUCAUGUCGGGGGAAGUUGAUCGUGGAGGGGAGCCUGGGAUAAGUAUUCAACUGCAGGAUGCUGCGAUGAGGGCUUGGAGCACCUCUGGGGUUCUCACAGCUGAAGAUAAGCAAGUUUUGGGCAGCAGAGAAGCAACAGAGUUGGGGGUUCGCUUUGAUGGGGCCAGAGGGCUUUUGGGAGCCUCGCCACAUCGACUUCUUAAGACGAUUUUUGUUACUCUACACCAUAUACUAUGCCGAAGAUGGAGUAAGCGCGAGGCACAAAUGGUUUUGGGCAGGUGGAUUUUUAUCCUUCAAUUUCGCCGAGCGGCGAUGGGGGUUUUAUCGCGAGCGUGGCAAGUCAUUGAGAAGCCCUGGCCCUCUUUUGUGGACAUUAAUAUCUUACGAAAAGAGUUGCUCCAACUUAUCUUUUUGGGUCCCCUUAUCCAGUCUGACCUGACCUCACAUUAUGACGGAGAAGUGACUUGCUCAGAUGCAUCUGAGUCUGGGGGAGCCUGUGCAGUGGCUACGUCUCUGACAUGGUCUGGGAACAGUUUGGUCGGCAGCUUGAGUGACAGGAGGCUGCUCCCCAUCGAAUGUCCUUUCUUAAUUGUUUCCCUUUUUAAUGGUAUUGGCGGGGCAUUCCGUCUUUAUGACGUGCUUGGUAUCCAUCCAGUGGGACGGAUCUCAGUCGAAAUCGACAAGUAUGCAAAUAGAGUCACACGUAGUACGUGGCCGAACGUACUUGAAUUGCAUGACGUGGAGCUUAUUGACAAGGCUGAAGUACAAAGGUGGGCAGAGAUGUAUCCUCAUGUACAAGAACUUCAUUUCUACGCAGGUUUUCCUUGUAUUCAUCUCUCUUCCGUGCGUGCAUAUAGGCAAAACCUGGACGGCGAGGGAUCACGGCUCUUUUGGAAGAUGCUUGAAAUCCUUCUGUGGAUCCAAGAAGUUUUUUCUCCAUUUUGCAAAGUCAAAUUUUGCGUGGAAAAUGUAGCUUCUAUGGACGAAUCAGCUAGAAGGGCCAUCUCAGAUGAGCUGGAGGUCUGCCCAAUCAAACUUGACCCGAGUGACAUUUUGCCCUUCAGUCGACCUAGGUUUGCUUGGACUUCUGAACCAUUGUAUGAAAUGCAGGGGAUACGCCUCGUCAAGGAAAAGGAGUACGUACGAGCAUACAUGGAAGGUGACACAGUUGCCAAUUCUCAGUGGAUUCGACCCGGUUGGUCUUGGACAGCACCUCCAGGGACUUGUUUCCCGACUUUCAUGAAAUCUAUACGACGACGACGACCACCACCACAGCCUGCUGGAUUAUCUCGAACAGACGAAGCUACUCGAAACAGAUGGCAACAGCAUGAAUUCAGAUACCCGCCUUAUCAAUACAGAGAAUGUUUUCUUCUUUCUUCACCUGGGCGCCUACCUAGAGUACUGGACUCCAGUGAACGGGAACUUUUGCUGGGAUUUGGCCCGGGUCAUACAGCCACUUGCAUGAGUGCAUCAGAGAUGAAGCGGAGUCUCACGGAUUAUGAGGACAUCCGCUGUUCUCUCAAUGGCGAUAGCUUUUCAAUUCUUUCUUUUGCGGUUAUUGCUAGCAGUUUUUCAGCUGAGUUCGUGCCCAGGUUGAGCCCGGACAAGAUAGUAAAGCGAUUGGGAUUGGCACCAGGGGCUUCCAUUCACCCAUGCACUGAGGUACCAAUGAGCCGUUGGCUCUCAUAUGGAGGAGAUCCAGAACGUCAACAUCAGCUGGGAGAAUUGGUCAGGCAUCUUGGCUUGACCAUUAACCACACGGGGGCCGAUGUUCGCAUCUGCACCGGGGAAGUUCUUACUCACAAAGCUCAGUCACAUGCUUCGGCUCGAGCAUGGUAUGAAGCAGCAGUCUCUCGUAUAUUGCCUUUUUUAGAAGCACAAGAAUCCCUCGCUGAUCUCGAUGGGGUCGUCUGCGAAUGGAUAGAGUUGCAGUGGUGCCGAGGCGAAUCACUCGGCCAUAUCGCUGACGCACUUAGUGGAAUCCAUUUCUUUAGACCUGACCUGAAGGGUUGCUUGCGCCAAGGCUGGAGGAUGUUCAAGUCAUGGCGUCAGAUUGAAGCCCCACAGCGGGCUCCUCCUUUGACAUGGGGAAUCGUCACAGCACUUAUUGCCCGUGCAGUUGAAAAAGCUGAUGUUGUUUUUGCGGCCAUCAUUGGCCUUGCUUUUCACUGUUUGUUACGCACAGGAGAGUUUUUGGCCUUGCAAUAUAAAGAUUUGGAGCUGUCGUCCACCACGGGUAUCUGUUCCCUCCUUAGUAGUAAGAGUGGGCUACGCACUGGUACGGAGGAAGCCGUUGCAAUUCGAGACCCGCUGGUUCUAAACCUGUUGCGGACGGCUCAAGAGUUACAUCAGCACUGUCCAGGUCAACGGCUGUGGCCACACUCGGCACAAUCCUUCAGGGACCGUUUCCGCAGUUAUUUAUCAUUUUUUCGGCUGUGUCAUCUGGGCAUGAAACCUUAUAGCCUCCGUAGAGGAGGGGCUACAUUUUUACUCCAAGAGGGGGUACCCCUGGAUGUUAUAUUACUUCGUGGAAGAUGGAAAUCUUUGGCUGUUGCCAGAAUAUACCUCCAAGAUGGCCUGUCUCAAAUUCCGCACCUUCGAAUUUCAAAGUCAGAUGCAGCAAGACUGAGUGUUUUCUCUGCUCAGUGCCCUUUAACGGCCUUACGACCGUGCUAG
Cladocopium goreaui is the source of this 5700-nucleotide messenger RNA. NCBI's taxonomy places the organism in Eukaryota, Dinophyceae, Suessiales, Symbiodiniaceae. The record is from the annotation of a GenBank genome assembly.